AUGAACAACCACACAUCAGUGAAAGAGUUCAUUCUUCUUGGAUUGACAGAUGAUGUUCAGCUUCAACCUGUGCUUUUCCUUUUCCUGCUACUAACUUAUGUCUUAAGCAUUAUGGGGAAUUUGACCAUCAUUGUUCUAACUCUGCUAGAUCAUAGACUCCAGAGCCCUAUGUAUUUUUUCCUCAGAAAUUUUUCCUUUUUGGAAAUUUCCUUUACCUCUGUGUUUGUUCCCAAAAUGUUAGUCAAUAUUGGAACUGGAGACAAGACUAUUUCCUUUGUUGGUUGCUUCACUCAGUAUUUUUUUUCUAUCUUUCUGGGAGCCACUGAAUUUUACCUCCUAGCUUCCAUGUCCUAUGAUCGCUAUGUUGCCAUCUGCAAACCUUUGCAUUACACAUCGAUAAUGAGCAGGAGAUUGUGCCUUCAACUUGUCCUUUGUUCCUGGUUCUUUGGGUUUUUAGUUGUCAUUGUGCCACAUAUAAUGACUCUCCAGCUGUCCUUCUGGGCAUCCAAUAUUAUCAAUCAUUAUUGCUGUGACUACACUAUAUUGUUGCGUUUGUCCUGCUCAGACACACAUUUCAUAGAAGUGAUUGAGUUUAUCCUUGCUGGGAUGACACUUAUAUUCACAUUAGUGUUAGUUUGUCUAUCUUACACAUAUAUUAUCAGGACGGUUCUUAGAAUCCCUUCUGUUCAGCAAAGAAAUAAAGCGUUUUCUACUUGUUCUUCUCACAUGAUUGUGCUGUCACUUUCUUAUGGGAGCUGUAUCUUUAUGUUUUUGAAUCCUUCCGUUGAGGAUGCAGCCAAUUUUAAUAAGGGUGUAGCUUUGCUGAAUACUUCAGUUGCCCCUCUGUUGAACCCAUUCAUCUAUACCCUAAGGAACCAGCAAGUGAAAAUUGCUUUUGAAGAUAUGAUUGGUAAGAUGAAAAGUGGUAUUUUCCAUGAAAGUGGAACUACUUGA
Messenger RNA from Elephantulus edwardii (Cape elephant shrew), 954 nucleotides. RefSeq names its product olfactory receptor 6C4-like. The transcript has a single exon. NCBI's taxonomy places the organism in Eukaryota, Metazoa, Chordata, Mammalia, Macroscelidea, Macroscelididae. Gene Ontology annotation, biological process: G protein-coupled receptor signaling pathway. Gene Ontology annotation, cellular component: membrane. Gene Ontology annotation, molecular function: G protein-coupled receptor activity; olfactory receptor activity. The coding region runs from base 1 to 954 and encodes 317 amino acids. The record is from RefSeq and is a predicted model, not a curated record.